UACGCAGAAACAGGCUUUUACCUUUACUAAUUACUACCUUAUCGUGUGUUGUUGGACUAGGUUUUUACGUUUUGAUGUAAGAAGUAUUUUAUUAAAUUCUGAAAUCUUUUUUUAUAAUUUAAAUAGAAAGUUACGUGUUAGAAAAUAAUACUGGAAAGAAAAAUAAAAAAGUAAUAGCGACUAGCAAGUGCAAAAAACUAAUUGUUCAUGUCGUGUUGUGCCAAUUGAGUUAAAGACAUGAGACCUUCUUUAAUACUUGUCAUUUUUCCAAUUAUUUAUACAAAUCUAAUGGUAUUUUUGUCUCACACGGACAAUCCGGGUUUGAUCCCUGGCACUGAAGAAAAUUUUAUGUUUUUUCGUUUUUGGACUUCAUUUAGUCAUUUCUGUUAUACACAGUUUUGGGGUCCAUGUUAUUAGCAAGUUACUUGAUUUGAUUCCAAACGUAAGCUUGUGCGCCACUCUUUUAGUAGUUAACACACACAUUUGUUUGUUGUUUGGAAGCAAUACAAAUUCCAAUCGCUGAGCUGAGCGAACAAAACCGCAUCAGCAAAUAGCAUGUUGUCUACAUUUGGUUUUGUUUCUUCAUCGGAUAUGUCUGAUGUGUCACGCCGGAAAAUGACUAGAACGACCAGAAUUCACAUAAUGGCCUUAGACGGCAUCGUGAACGUGAAUUCACUCUUCACCUUAGCCCUCUUCCUCGGCAUCACCACCACCAGCACCACCAACACCCUCAUCGGCGAAGACGACGCAGCCUGUGCAGCCGGAACCUCCAUGUCGGAGGGCCUCAUUGCGUUCCACGUUUACUCCUUCAGCUCCUUUCUAUUUUCCAGCCUCAUCGCCUUGGCUCUCAAAAACGUCAUCAACUUCAGCAAGGACGUCCACGAGGGUGACGCCGUUCUGGACAACAACAACAACAACUGGAUUCACAGUGUUGCAAAAAUUAACACUGUCGUUUUGAGGUUUGGAACUCUCGUUUCGGCUUUUGGGUCGGUGUUCGGAUGCGGGUUUUUGGUGAUGGCUCUUGUGGAUUUGGUGCAGAUCAAGUUGGGAACCUUCACUUGUGGUAGUCCUCACACCUUCGCUGCCGUCGCUCCCUUGCUUGUUCUUGUCCCCACUGCACUUCUUAUCUAUGUUGUUCUCGUCAUCUAUGCCUUUACUCGUUAAUUAAUUAAAGCUUUUACAUUGCUAAGUAAUAACUAAAUUAAAAAUGAUCGAUGAUUUAAUUGUGUUUAAUGAGUCGAAGUGAAUCAUGUUAUGAAUUAAGGCUGAAUCAAAUGAACAGACCGGAUUCGAAGUGCUUUAUUCAAUUUUAUUUUAUUAUUUUGGCUAGGAAAUUGUUGUAUGAUUGUAUCAUUCAAUUUUUGUUGCAUAUAUGAAAUAUGACAUUUUUUCC
This is a messenger RNA of Glycine soja, 1393 nucleotides long. RefSeq lists its product as uncharacterized. NCBI's taxonomy places the organism in Eukaryota, Viridiplantae, Streptophyta, Magnoliopsida, Fabales, Fabaceae. The transcript has a single exon. The record is from RefSeq and is a predicted model, not a curated record. Bases 556 to 1164 code for a protein of 202 amino acids.